AUGACCAGCCCUCCUAUGUUGGCGGCGUGGAACACCCGUGGGUUCAAUAGCCCAGACAAAACUUUGUGCUGCAAAAAACUUGUUAACACUUACAACCUUGACCUCCUUUUCAUUUUAGAAACUAGAAUCUCCUCACCCAACACCAACAACAACUGGUUCCUUUCAACACACUCCAUUUUCUCCCACGAAGGCUCUUACGACAACUUUGCUUUUGCUAAUCCCGGUAGAAUUUGGAUUAAGUGGAACUCUAUGAAUGUAAGUUUCAACCCAGUUUUUACGUCCAGUCAGAUGAUUCAUGGUCAGGUUUUUAAAGGUAAUGCUGAACCUUUUUUGGUUACUGUGGUUUAUGCAUCAAAUUCAUUGGUUGAAAGGCAAAACCUGUGGAAGGAUUUACUGGAUAUUGCUGAUGGUAUUACUUCCCCUUGGAUUAUUCUCGGGGACUUUAACCAUUGUCGUCACAUUAAUGAAAAGGCUGGGGGUUCUUUGCUUACUAACUGUAAGGUUUCUGACUUCAACAACCUUAUCUUUAACAUUGGUGCACAUUAUCUUUUCUCUGUUGGGCACUUUUUCACAUUGUUCAACCAACGUAUCGAUAAUCCUAUUCAUAUUAAGCUGGAUAGGAUCAGCCCGAUUCAUUCCUUCUAUCAGAAGCUCAAAACUCUUAAGCUUAACAUAAAAUCUAAGAACUGGGUCUCUUCUAAUGCUUUACAUUCUGAAAUUUCGGAGCUCAAUUCCUCCCAAAACUAUAUUCUGAGGCAAAUUCAUGAUGCUCCCCUUGAGCCCCAUCUUAAUCUGGCUUUGAAGGAGGUUAACCACAAGCUUCUUGAAAGAAAUUCUAAUUGGUCUGCUUGGGUCAUUCAAAGAGCUAAGGCUAAAUGGUUAACUUGUGGUGAAGAUGAUAUUGGAUUCCUCUAUUCGAGGAUCAAUGCUAGGCAUAAUACCAACUUUAUCAAAAGUAUCACCACCUAUGAGGGGACCUUUUCUGAUCCAACUGAGCUCAACAAUGCCAUUAUCCGACAUUUUCACAAGCUCUUCAAUACUACCCUUCCCCCUCAUACUGCCAUCGGGAAUGCUCCUAUUCUUCUUACUGUUCCGGAUAUUUUUACUUCCCAACUGGUUGCUCCUGUCACCAAUGAUGAAAUCAAGCAGGUUAUCUUCUCUACCCCCAAUUCCUCUACCCCGGGUCCGGAUGGAUACACUUUUGAAUUCUAUAAAUCCACUUGGAAUAUUAUUGCACUAUGCCUAAGCACGCCAAGGCCACUUGCUCUUGCUCUUAUACCUAAAUGUCCUCAUGCUCAAGAUAUUUCUGAUUAUAGACCUAUUUUCCUUUGCAAUACCUUUUACAAAAUCAUUGCCAAGAUCUUAGCAAACAGGAUGAAAGAUGUUAUGCCGUAUAUUAUACAUCCUAGCCAAUCUGGCUUUAUUAAAGAUAGAAUUAUCACUGAUAACAUUCUGCUUGCAGAUAAGUUGCUUAAGGAGUUCAAUCAGAAGGGGAAUCAAAAGUAUUUUUGUGCCAAAUUCAACAUUCAUAAGGCGUUUGAUACGGUGUCAAGAGAUUUCUAG
Molecule: messenger RNA, 1563 nt
Organism: Dendrobium catenatum
Lineage: Eukaryota; Viridiplantae; Streptophyta; Magnoliopsida; Asparagales; Orchidaceae
Exons: 3
Coding region: 1-1563 (520 amino acids)
Molecular function (GO): catalytic activity
Source: RefSeq, a predicted model, not a curated record